AUGAGUGAUGAAGAAUCAGAAGAUGAAAACAGAUCCAAAUUCAAGUUGUCUAAGACUCAUUAAUUAAUUAAUCAACUUGAACAAAAACUAUCUAUUCUUGACAAAAAUAAUUCUCCUAAUAUUUAACCUAAUUAAAGGGAUUCUCAUCUCAAAAAUAAAUAAGAAUUGGAUAGAGAAUUAUAAGAAUUUGAAUAAAGAAUGAGAAAACUAAAUCAAACCGAAAAUUCUUAGUUACACUCUUCAUAAGCAAAAUCAAUUCCAAAAUAAUCACCAUAGAAAUUGAAUCUUUCUAAUCCUAUUUUAUAAUUGUUAACUCAAAAAUUAGAAAGUUUUGAUGAUGAUAAAAAUACUAUGUUAUCAUCAAAAUUAGAUCAUCUUAAUAGAGAAUAAUAAAUAUUAGAAUAAGAAUAAAUCAAUUUGUUAAGAGAAUAAUAGUAAGCAAAAUUUGAAUUAGAAUCAUUAUUAAGAACUUUAGAGAUUGAAGAAUAAAGAAAAUUGAAUGAAUAAAAGAUAUCAAUUCUUAAAGAAUAAGAAGAGAAAUUACUUGAUAUUCAGGAACAAAGUGAAAAGCUUAUAUAAGAGGAAGAAGAAAAAAAGACUAACUUUUUACUUGAAUUGUAAUAGCUAUCUUUUGAAAAAAAUUAAUUACAAACUUAAUUAUAAGUAUAUAUUCAAGUGAUAUUCUAUUUAGAACUUAUCUAGAGAAUAAGAAAUGCUAAUUAGUAAUAGAGACGAAAUAUCAAAUCAAUUAAAUACAUUAAUGUAAUUACAUAAUCAAAUACUAUAAAAUGAUUUAAAAAAGAAAAUAGUUCAUCUUGAAGAAGAACCAGAUCCUUCUCCUUUAUAGAAUCUUUAUUAGAUGAAUUAAUAAAUUCAAGAAUCAAUGAAUUAAUAGUUAUCAUUAAUAAGAUAAGAAUUAAAUGAAUAAAAAUAAAUAAAUUUAGAUCUCUUAUAGCUUUUGAAUGGAGAAUAGCAACAAACACAAAGAUAAAUGACAUCAACUGAAAUAUAAUAAUAGUUAGAAUAGCAAUAAUAAUUGCAAUAAUAAUCAAAUUCUUAAUUGUAAUUUUAAAUGGGUACAAAUAAACCUGAUUACAAUCUGAACGAAGAUUUGAAAAGUGAGGAAAGCAUCGUUAUGAUCUAAAAAUAUAAUAAUAAUUAAAAUGCUAAUUCAUAAAUAUAAAAAGACUUUAAUUAGCUUUUUGAAAAGCACAAGAAAUAGUAUUUUGUAUACAAAUAAAUUAGAUUAUUUAAGCCAAAAUAAAAAUUAUAUUUGAAAUAAACCAAGGCAAGUGCAGAAAAAAGAAGAAGAUCUAUAGAUUUGACAUAAUCUAAAUCAAAAUCUAAGUCGAAAGAAAGGGAGAACAAUAUUUUGAAAGAAAAAGAAAAAAAGAAAACUCCUUUAUCAUUUGAAGAAACAUAUAAAAGAAACAUUUAAGAUUAGUUAAGAAAACUAAAUUUCAUUGUAGAAAAAUCUUUAAAUAAUAAAUGAA
Messenger RNA from Paramecium pentaurelia, 1493 nucleotides. Lineage: Eukaryota; Ciliophora; Oligohymenophorea; Peniculida; Parameciidae. The record is from the annotation of a GenBank genome assembly.